This is a messenger RNA of Capronia epimyces CBS 606.96, 1416 nucleotides long. RefSeq lists its product as uncharacterized. The coding region runs from base 1 to 1416 and encodes 471 amino acids. The record is from RefSeq and is a predicted model, not a curated record. Lineage: Eukaryota; Fungi; Ascomycota; Eurotiomycetes; Chaetothyriales; Herpotrichiellaceae. The transcript has a single exon.
AUGUGUCGGUCUCGGUAUGGCGAGAAAAAGCAGUAUCAGCUGUCAAGCGACAUUCCGCGAGCCAUCGGUCUUUUCCCAGACAUGAGCGGCUUGGAAAUGCAGCUUUUGGAAACCAUACUACACAAGCAGAUCGACGUGGACAAGUAUCUCGUCGGACCUAGUUUCCGCGAGCAGCAUCAACAGGCGUUUGUCAAUCACUUGAGGGCGGGCAUUGGCAUGCCACUUGUCAAAGAUGCCUUCAUCGCCUGCACCUCGCUGCUGGCGGGAAAUCCGGAGAUGCGACAACUCGCCACCGCACAACAUGUCGGCCAUAGACGAGCCGCCACUGCCAUCGCUGCUCUGCGCCACUUGGAGAUUCCCUACGUCAGCUCCCAGUCCCAGUCUCAGUCCCUGUCUCAUUCCCAGUCCCAUGAUCUAUCAACGGUCCUGAUCCUCGGGGCUGCCAUUGUGACCUUUGCCCUGCACCAUUCUGGAGGCGAGGCAUCACUUUGCCCAUACAUUCUGGGCCUGGUCAAGCCUUUCCAUGACCAGGAUCCGUUGUUCAUGCAACGUCUGGGCUCGGAUGGAGUUGCUUUCCUCAUCUGCCUGCUGGGCACCGAAACCAUCGUUUGUCUGCUCCGAUGCCAAGUGCCUACGAUCAGGCUCAGGCUCAGCCCGCGACCGACCGACUUUAGUCCGCGUCCAGGUGCUGGUGCUGGUGCUGGUGCUGGUGCUGGUGCUGAUGCUGGUCCAGGUCCGCUGGUGGAGGGGGAGGUGGAGGUGGAGGUAGAUCGAUUCAUCGGCAUCGCUGCUCCUCUCUUGACUCAUUUCUACGAUAUCUGCGCGUUGGCACAGCGGAUGCACCACGCUCGCUGCAGAUGGAAAGGGAACAGCAUUCAAGAUGCCAGGAGCUGUCGACGAGGGAACAUGACUCAAGAUGCAAGUAUUCACAAUACUCUCGACACCAUCAACCGCACCCUUGAGCAAUGGCAGCCCAACGUCCCCGACGACUUCCUCCAAGGCCGCUUCACCACCACCGAGACGGUCCUGAUAUUAGCCCAGGCCAAGGUACUGCGCCUCGCCGCUCUCCUGAUGACGCAUCGACUAUCCUGGGCCUAUGGCUCUGAGGACGCCAAGGCCGCCGCCAUGUCCCGCGGCGUUCGGGACGAGCUGGACAUCAUGCUGCGCGUGACGGGUCGCUCGGUGCCCUUCGUCGACCUGGCUUACUUGGUCGCGUGCUUCGAGAUCACUGAUCCUGCGGAACGGCGGGCCGCCGUGGCUAAAUUGCCUUUGGUCGUGGAUUUCUCCCCUCGCGCCUGCCGGGAGAUGGAGACUGCGCUGGUCUCGUUCUGGGCGGCUAGAGAUGAUGAGGCCGGGCCUUCGAUCUACUGGGAUGAUAUUGGGUCUCGCAUUCUCGCGGGAGGGCGUCAGCCUUGA